AUGCCCUGGGCAGCACCAAAGCUGUUUACAACUUGCCUUGAGAAAACAUUUAAGAAACUGAAAUGGAGAGGAAAGGGCAUCGAAAUAGAGGACGAGCAUUUAAACAAUCUAAGAUUUGUAGACAGUACUGUCCUCUUCAGCGAAUCAGCAAAUGAACUACAAGUCAAUCUGAAUGAGAUGAACAGGAAAAAGAGUAAAGUCAUCUUCAACAGUAGAAUUCAGUUUGAACAGAUACAUGCACAGGGUGAAUCAUUUGAAGUAGUAGACGAGUAUAUAUUUCUAGGGACACUCAUACAGAUAAACACACCUGGAGGAGAGCAACAUGGGAAGAGAACAGACCAAACUGGAAGACAAAUGGAGAAAUGGCAAGGACAAUGGCAAUGUCUUAUAUUUCGGAGAAGGACGACAGAUGGACAAAGAAAGUAA
Penaeus monodon (black tiger shrimp) is the source of this 426-nucleotide messenger RNA. RefSeq lists its product as uncharacterized. Lineage: Eukaryota; Metazoa; Arthropoda; Malacostraca; Decapoda; Penaeidae. The transcript is spliced from 2 exons. The record is from RefSeq and is a predicted model, not a curated record. Bases 1 to 426 code for a protein of 141 amino acids.